This is a messenger RNA of Micromonas pusilla CCMP1545, 2184 nucleotides long. RefSeq lists its product as uncharacterized. The coding region runs from base 28 to 2103 and encodes 691 amino acids. Lineage: Eukaryota; Viridiplantae; Chlorophyta; Mamiellophyceae; Mamiellales; Mamiellaceae. Gene Ontology annotation, biological process: regulation of DNA-templated transcription. The transcript has 2 exons. The record is from RefSeq and is a predicted model, not a curated record. Gene Ontology annotation, molecular function: zinc ion binding; sequence-specific DNA binding.
CACCCCCGCACGAGGAGACUUGCGAGAAUGCCGCGGGAGAAGGCCACCUUGAGGUGCUGUCGCGCGCGACGGGCGCACGACGACGAACGAAUCGACGGCGCAGUCGCGGACGAACACCUCGACCGCACGGCGUCGACGUCGGCAUCGCGCCGCGACGAUCGCGCCGCGAUAGACCGCGAUGUGUGGAAAACCGCAGUCAGGCGCGCGAUAUCCAGCGAGAUGGGGUCCGAGAACGACGACGCCGUCGCCGAUCGCGCGCAACUCUACGCCCAAGACGCCGCGCGCGGUCUCGUCGAGCGCGUCGUCGUCGGCGAAGGCGACGAAGGUCACGAUCCCUACCGAUGGACCGACGAAGAUUUCCCAGACAAGACGGCGCACUCUCUGCUCCGGAGGGGGGUAAAUUUGAAGCCGGCGGCUCCCGCGAAGACCAAGACGAAGCCGGCGCGCGCCUCGAGUCCGGUGCCGAGGCGUAGCAGCCCCGCGAUCGAUGACGUGGUCGAGAUUGUCGUCCGAGACGUCGAGGUGACCGCAGCGGUCGCCGCGAAUCGCUGUCCGCCGGACACCGUCACCGAGGCGACGACGCGCGCGUCCGGCGUCGUCGUCGCCGACGUCGACGCCGGCACCCUCGGCGUGGAGGGGGCGAGCGCCGUCCAAGCCCCUCCUCGCCGCGAUAUCCGCGACGUCGAAGACGAUGAGGAGCUGAUGUCGUCGUGGCAGACCGCGGCCGAGACCGCCGCGCCGAGCGGGACCGCGCGCGAUCCGAUCGAGAUUGACGCGGACGCGGAAGAGGACGCGGGGGGGGGGGGCGUUCGAAGACGACCGUACGAAGAAGACGACGACGAGGACGGAGAGGAAAAAGAAGAGGAGGAACGCGUCACGAUGCCUCCCCGCGCGCGAGCGCCGCCGCAAGAGCCCGCGCGAACGUUUAAACAACACAUCCGAUUCACGACGCCGGAUCGGGAAUCAGAUCAGGAACCAGAUCGGGAACCGGAACCGGAACACCAAGAACCGGAACCGACGCCGGGACUGCUGCCCCGCGACCGACGCCGGCGCGGAGGAAGCAACGAGCGGAGGGCGCAAUCCAAGGUGUGCCGCACCUGCCGAACGCGAAAGACGCCGAUGUGGAGGCACGGCCCGGACGGACCGAAGACGCUGUGCAACGCUUGCGGCGUCAGGUGGAAACUCGGGAAGGCCCCGCGGACGAAGCAGGCGCCGAGGAAGCGACGAGCGGAGACACGCCCCGACGCGAAGGACGCGGACGUCGUCGCGAAAAAGCCGCGCGUCGAACCGGAACUGGAGGAGGCAGAGACGCCCCCGUUGGUGGUCGACGAAGUACCCGAAUCCGAACGCGCGCGCGCGGACCAUCGCGCCGCCGCCGCGGACGCCGCGGACGCCGCCGCGGACGACGACGAAGAGCGCCUCGGCGGAGAUCAAGCCGAAACGUGCGUUCGUCGUCGCCUUCGCCGCAAGCGCGACGUCGCGUCCAUCGAGGCGCUCGCGCUCGACGAGCACGAAGUACACGACGGGGGGAGGGAAGAGGCGCUGUGGGCGAAAUCGCCGUGGGAGGUCGUGAACGUCCCCCCGGACGACGUGAGCCCCGCGCGCGGGGGCGACGCGGACGACGGCGACGGCGACGGCGCGACGCGCGAUCGCGACGACCCCGCGAGAAACGCCCUCGACGAUUUCGAGCGGAACGAGCCGGAGGACGACGAAGACGAGGAGGAGGAGGACGAAGACGAGGAAAUGGAGGAAAUGGAGCGUUUCGACGACGCGCCUGAAAACGCGACGAGCGCGGGAGCGAACGCGGCCGAGGGCGCGCGCGGUCAGGGCGACGCGGGGAUCGCGGCGGCGUUCGCCCGCGACGCGCGCGAGACGGCGAACGCGAUGUUCUCGCAUUUUGACGCGGCGUUCGCGCCCUCGGUUGUCGAUAUUCAGCAGCGGUUGGAGAUGAUUAAAGCGUUUCAGGCGAGACGGGCGUUGGAGCUCGCCGAGCUCAGCGGGGUGUGCGCGACCAUCAUCUCUUUUAUACCUUCGCAUAAGGUUAUUAGGAAAACACGACUAGCAGGGGAGGGACGCGGCGCGCGUGGAGGCGAGCCGCGAUAGUGUAUGAUAGUGUAUGGUAUGUGAGAGGAUGAUAGUGUAUGAUAGUCGCACGUGAGAGGAUGUAAAUAAUUUGAUGCUCCG